This is a messenger RNA of Blepharisma stoltei, 1260 nucleotides long. The record is from the annotation of a GenBank genome assembly. NCBI's taxonomy places the organism in Eukaryota, Ciliophora, Heterotrichea, Heterotrichida, Blepharismidae.
AUGACUAGUGCACAAGAUUCCAAAUUCUUAAGUGUUCAUAAUUUAACUAAAAAAGAUCAAAGCAAAGUUGGCCAGCAGCAAACAAGUCCUUAUUUAUCCCCGAUUUCUAGAUCUACAACAUCUCUUCGGCCUAAAACUCCUUUAAAGUCUCAAAAGUCAAUGAAUCAAAAAUCCAAAAAUAAUCCAGUAUUUAAUACAAACGAAAAAAAGCUGAACAAAUCUCUUACCAUAAUGCACCGUUUAAGCACCUCUUGCUUAGACUCUACUCCCAGUGCUGCUCAAAGAAGAAAAUCCUCGCUUUUAAAAGUUGAAAUCCUGAAGCCAAAAAAAGCCAGCAUAAAUAAAUCCCUCACAAUUAUGAACCAUUCAAAUUCCUCAUACUUAGAGCCAACACCUAAAGCACCUAAAAGAAGAGUGUCUUCUUUAUUAAAAACUGACGCUUUAAAAGCAAAUAAAAAUGACUAUUAUCUAGGAAGCACUUUUGACUGGAUUUUGCAGCUUCUCAAAGAAAAAACUGCUAAAACUAAGAAGCGGCAUGAAGAAAUAAACCCGAAUGAAUUAAUUUUAUGAGCCUUCAACGAAAUCAUUACAAGGCUUCCUUUUUUAGAAUUAUUCAAAGUACUAAAAGACAGCUUUCUCUCCAUUUCAUCGGAAAAUGAAAACACCCCACAAGUAUUAAAAUUGAAGCAGCAAAUAAAAUCAUUAGAAUCAGAAAUUUCUAAAUUAAAGAGCAGUAACAGCUUAAUAGAAAGCAAAUUAAAAACUCUGUCAGAAGAAAAUAUAAAAUAUUCAAAUCAGGCUGAAGAACUCAAUAGGGAAGUUAAAAAUUGAAGAGCGGUAAAGGAUAAAGGCAUAGAUUUCUCCAAAGGGAGCGUGGAGGCUAAGUUGAUUUUAGAUGAAAAUGAGAAAAAAGGAGAAAUGAUUAGAGAACUGACAGCUGAAGUUGACGAAUUGACUUUAAAAGUUGCUAAAUUGACAAGUACUCUGUGCUUGGUAGAACAGCAAGGAGGAAUAACAACAAAGGUUUUGCAGGAGUUUAAAGAUCAAGCUAAUAAAGAUAUGAAUGGAAGGAGAGGGUCAAUGGCUGUAUUUGUUCCUGCUUUGUUGCUAUCAUCAGGGCAGAUAAAAGAAGAAAGCAAAGAGCUUGAAUGUUUAAAAAAUAUUGAUAUGCUUUUGUCUGAUGAUUUGUUUAUGCAAAAAAGAAUAAGUCCUGUUCCAGCGUUAAAAUUAGAAGAAAUAAAGCAAGUUGCUGAAGACUAA